AUGACUUAUUUUGUGAUUUUUAUUGGGGUUUGUUUUAUGUUGGGGGUUUUGGCUGUAGCUUCUAAUCCUUCUCCUUAUUAUGGUGUGGUGGGGUUAGUAUUGGCAUCUGUAAUGGGGUGUGGAUGGUUGGUGAAUUUGGGAGUUUCUUUUAUUUCUUUAUCGUUGUUUAUAAUUUAUUUGGGGGGUAUGUUGGUGGUUUUUGUUUAUUCAGUGUCUUUAGCGGCGGAUCCUUAUCCUGAGGCUUGGGGAGAUUGGCGGGUGGUGGGGUAUGGGUUGGGUUUUGUUUCUGUUGUUUGUGUGGGGGCGGUUUUGGGGGGCUUUGUUGAUUUUUGGAAAGUUGGGGUGACUACUAUUGAUGGUGGAGGGGUGUCUUUUGUUCGGUUAGAUAUGAGUGGGGUGGCGGUGUUUUAUUCGUGGGGUGUUGGGUUAUUUUUAGUAGCAGGGUGAGGUUUGUUGCUGGCAUUGUUUGUUGUGCUGGAGCUUGUACGUGGGUUGUCUCGGGGGGCAAUUCGGGCAGUUAGG
Messenger RNA from Lagopus muta (rock ptarmigan), 522 nucleotides. Lineage: Eukaryota; Metazoa; Chordata; Aves; Galliformes; Phasianidae. The record is from the annotation of a RefSeq genome assembly.